Molecule: messenger RNA, 2115 nt
Organism: Yamadazyma tenuis ATCC 10573
Lineage: Eukaryota; Fungi; Ascomycota; Pichiomycetes; Serinales; Debaryomycetaceae
Cellular component (GO): cytoplasm
Molecular function (GO): GTP binding; ATP hydrolysis activity; ATP binding
Source: RefSeq, a predicted model, not a curated record
AUGGUUUUCUUUUUGGCAGUCUUUUUGUUCUAUACGAUUUUGGAUGCUAUAUUUAUCAGGUUUUCUCCAACCACAUUCAAAAAGCAAGACAUCAAAAUGAGAAAAAUAAUCCAUUAUUCUAACUACAAGUAUGGUGAUUUGGAUGGCCUUACAGAACGCCAUAAGCAUUUCAAGGACAAGCCAUUGCCUGAAAAGUGUACGAUAUUUUUUAAUGAUUUGAUGACUUCAACUUCAGGAAAGAGCUGGAGAUUUCCUACAAUGUCAGGGAGGUCUUAUAAUAAAGACAUUGAUAAGCUGCAGCGAUUUUUCAACAGAGAACGGAAAAACCUUCUAUCGGUCAAAUCAAAAGAAGGAUUGGGAAGUAAAAUAUCACUUUCUGAGAAGAAUAGUAUAAAGACCGAUUUUGAUCAACAAGUUAAAAAUUCUAGGGUGAUGGAUCAACAAAUGGCCGAUGCCAUCUCCAUAAUGAGAGUUUAUAACAAAUGUUUUUUUGGUGGUGACGGAAUUUCAUAUGAUUUCGAUAAAUGGUGGUUCAAUGAUAUUACCCUCCGAGUAUUCCCAUAUAUUAACUCCGAGAUGCCAAGUUUUGAUGUGGUUAUAGAAAAUAAAACUACCACAUUUAAUAACGGACUUCCAGAAUUCAAGAAUGGUGAAUUCACGGGUAAUGUCCUUACGCCUGAUAAGGACCAAAAUUUAUUUGACUUCUAUCACAAAAAUAUUAGUGGAAAAGGUAUCGUAUUAUCUGCUACAUCCUCACAUGCCAAAGACAUAGCCAGAUUGAUACGGGUUUUGCGGGCCUUGAACAACUCUUUACCUAUCCAAAUAGUCUACAGAGGAAAUUUGAGUAGAAGGUCAAAGGCCAUUAUCAUACGGGCUGCAAAUAUUGAACUUGAUGAAGGUAAAUUAGACCCAAAGACUAGUGAAUUGGAAAAAGAAGUGACCAGUAUAAAUUCCUCCUUUCCAAAACAAACGGUUAUAUUCACUAACAUUAAAAGAAUAACCGAUAAGAAGAAUUUUGCAACUUACAAUAACAAAUUACUUUCUGUAUUUUUCAGUUCCUUCAAAGAAAUCAUGCUUUUAGAUGCUGAUUCGGUACCAUUGUUAGAGCCCGAGAAGUUUUUCCAUUCAAGUGAAUACCUUGACACAUCCACUUUCUUCUUUAAAGAUAGAAGUUUAAGAGAUACCAAUGACUACUUGGAGACAAAUUUUGUCCAACGACUUUUUCCAAUGAAUAAUGGAUCUUUGGAAAGCCUUUUCGGCAUGAAUAUCCUCAACAAGAGCAGCCUUGAAGGAAACAACUACUUAAGGGGAUAUAGGCAUUUCCAAGAAGCUGGUGUUGUCUUGCUUGAUAAAAAAAAACAUUUUAAUGCCAUAACAAUGCUUCUACCAUUAGGAAUAUGGAAGGAGCCACUUAAAACUGCCAUGUGGGGAGAUAAAGAAUUCUACUGGAUUUCGCUAUUAAUGGCAGGAGACGAUAAUUUCCGCUUUAAUGAGAAUGAAGCUGCUGCAGUGGGAGUUGCUAGUUCAGAUGCUUUAAAGAUUUAUGAUUACGAUUCUGACGAAGUUUGUUCAACGCAUCCUGGGCAUGUAAAUGAAUUUGGAGAUUUAUUAUGGAUCAAUUCGGGAUUCAGCUUCUGCAAGAAGAACAGACACUAUAAAGAUAAAUCCAAGUACCCAUUUUGCAAGGUUCCAAUAACUGAAUUGCAAAAUAUUUACAAAAAUCCAUUCAAAAUAACCCAUGCAUUAGUUCCUCCAUCACUACCAGAUUAUAGGGAUUUAAACGAUGAAUACAACAUCGGGAAAGAAAAACAAAUAGAGAAGACUUGGAAGGGCCGGUUAAAGGAUCUGGACGAGAUCAAGGAUUUUCACACCGCAGGUCCACUUGAGCCUAAGAUUUCCAAUCCUCCACAAAAAGGUUGGGUAAAGAGUCCUAUAUGUGCUGGCUACUAUUAUUGUGGGUACAGCAUAAUCCAAUCGUACCACCCUGGUAAAGAUCACGAAUUUGGAAAGUUAUAUGUAUUCAAUGAUACUACUGUGUCACGAAUCGAUACCUUGGGUAAGUUGUGGAUGACACAUACCCCCAAAUCAGCAUCUGAAUAUUUUAUAGCUAACUAG